Molecule: messenger RNA, 10703 nt
Organism: Podarcis lilfordi (Lilford's wall lizard)
Lineage: Eukaryota; Metazoa; Chordata; Lepidosauria; Squamata; Lacertidae
Source: the annotation of a GenBank genome assembly
AUGGCGGAGGGAGCUCGGGGAGGUGGCGGUGGCGGCUGGUUCCAGUUCGGCUUCUGCUUCGGGAAGGCGACGGAGGCCGGGCUGGAAGUGGCGCCGCUGCUGGUCGGGGGCGAGGCCGGGCCGGUGCGCUGCGUGAGGCCGAGCUGGAGCUUCUCCGGGAUCGUCCGCGCCGGCGGUGAGAGGCACCCGCCAGAGUCCCGGGGCCAUGCGGGGUUCAUGCUUCCCCACCCCUUUUUCUUAGGCUGAGCAGGAGCGGGGAACCGCGCGCUCCAAGGCAUAUAGAAGGGACAGACUAAGGGGUCCCGGCCGUGGGGGAGAUGCUGCUCUGCAUCCCCCGUCGUCACCUCAAACUCCUCCCCUGCUUGCUGGGGCUGCGGGAGAUGCAACCCCACGACGCCAGGCAGCUCACAGGAGCCCCAUCCCGUCGAUAGAGGAGAGCGGGAAGUUUCUCCAUGAGCCUUGAUGGUGGCCCCAAGCCGCCUUUCUAGGUUGCUGCCUGAUCGUCCCUGGCGGGGGUGGGUGGGGUGAUUUCCUCCUUUUCUGUGGCCCCGAUAUUAUUUCUUUGCCUCCUGCUCCGCAUGGACUGAGAGCUCCAAUCCGCCCCAUCUUGCCUUCUGCCUCCCGCAGGGUCCCCCCCGGUGCUGUUGCAAGGCGCGGUAUGCGCGGCGCUGCCCGAGGACUGCCGGGACGUGCUGCCGUCGGAGACGCACGUGCUGGUGCUGCGGGAGGCGGCGGUGGAAAGCUGGCCGGUGGAGGGUUCGGCCCUGGUCCUGGAAGGAGAGCCGGCGUGGAGGUGCGAGAUCCUCCCUGAGGAAGCAGCCACCGUAGGUAGGUAGGUGCGCGGGCAGAAGCGAGGCCCUGAAAGAAGAGGAAGCUGUUGCUGCACCCCAUGAGGCUCAUCCUUUCUGCCCCUAACCCUCUUUCUCUUCUGCCCCAGAGCUGCCCCUGGUGCCUGGUGGGUACGUGGCCCCUCGGCCCCCUUUCUUUUUUUUUUUUAAAGCAAUUUAUUGGGUUUUACAAUAAAAAUAAACAUAAUAAACAAUAUAACAUUUGUCUUAACAUAGUUUCACAUUUUCUUUGGACUUCCUCACAUCCCCCGCUCCCACUUUCAUCGUUAUAACAUUUUGUCAGCAAUUUAUUAUCUUAUUUAAAUUCUUAUAUCUCUUCAAUGUUUCAUAAUCUUAUAGUUCUCAUAAAGAGUUAAACUUUCACAGUCUUACUUGUUUUCUUAAAAACUUCUAAGUUAAGUGGUGCUCAGUUAUUUAGUCUAGCAUCUUAUUUAGCAUUCACUCAAAUCACAAUAUUUUUGUAGAUAGUUCUUAAAUUUCUUCCAAUCCUCCUCGAUUCUCUCUUCUCCCAGGUCACGGAUUCUGCCGGUCAUUUCAGCCAGUUCCAUGUAGUCUAUCAGUUGCAUCUGCCAUUCUUCCAGUGUGGGUAAAUCUUGAGUUUUCCAAUGUUUUGCAAGAAGUAUCCUUGCUGCUGUUGUUGCAUACAUAAUAAUGUCUGGUCCUUCUUUGCCACCCCUUGGCUGACAAUACCCAGAAGGAAAGCCUCUGGUUUCUUGGUAAAGGUAUAUUUAAAUACCUUUUUCAAUUCAUUAUAAAUCAUUUCCCAGAACGCCUUCACUUUAGGGCAGGUCCACCAGAGGUGGAAGAACGUUCCCUCACACUCUUUACAUUUCCAACACUUAUUAUCAGACAGGUGGUAAAUUUUUGCAAGUUUAACUGGGGUCAUAUACCAUCUAUAAAUCAUUUUCAUUACAUUUUCUUUCAGAGCGUUACAUGCAGUAAAUUUCAAUCCAUUACUCCACAACUUUUCCCAGUCCUCAAACAUAAUAUUAUACCCAAUGUCCUGUGCCCACCUUAUCAUAGCCGAUUUAACCAUUUCAUCUUGUGUAUUCCAUUCCAACAGCAAGUUAUACAUCCUUGAAAGUACCUUAGUCUUUGGUUCUAACAAUUCUGUUUCUAAUUUCGAUUUCUCCACCUGGAACCCUAGUUUCUUAUCAUUUUUAAAAACUUCUUUAAUCUGAGCGUAGUGUAACCAAUCUCGCACUUUGUCUUUCAUUUUCUCCAAACUCUGCAAUUUCCAAUUGUCUCCAUCUUUUCUAGUAUUUCCCAAUAUUUUGGCCAUUUAGCCUCCAUAUUGGGUCUUUUUCGGGCCUUAGCUUCCAAAGGUGAAAGCCACCUUGGUGUUUUAUUUUCCAGCAAGUCUUUAUAUUUUGUCCAGACAUUAUACAAUGAUUUUCUGACAAUAUGGUUCUUGAAGGCCUUAUUUGCUUUAACUUUGUCAUACCAUAAAUAUGCAUGCCAUCCAAAAACAUUAUUAAACCCUUCCAAGUCCAACACAUCAGUGUCUUCAAGAAGUAGCCAGUCUUUUAGCCAGCAGAACGCUGCGGCUUCAUAAUACAACUUUAAGUCCGGCAGGGCAAAGCCCCCUCUUUGUUUUACAUCAGUUAAUAUCUUAAACUUAAUUCUGGGCUUUUUGCCCUGCCAGACAAACUUCGAAAUAUCUCUCUGCCACUUCUGAAAGCACUCCGUUUUGUCCAAAACCUGAAGUGUUUGAAAUAAAAACAACAUCCUUGGCAAUACAUUCAUCUUAAUAGCAGCAAUUCGGCCUAACAAGGAAAGUUUCAAUUUUGACCAACUGUCUAAGUCUCUCUUAAUUUCUGUCCAACAUUUUUCAUAGUUAUCCUUAAAUAGACUUAGAUUUUUUGCUGUUAUGUUUACCCCUAGGUAUUUUACUUUUUUAACCACAUUAAGUUCCGUCUCAUUCUGAAACCGUUCUGACUCUGUAUCAGUCAAAUUUUUCCCCAAAACCUUAGUUUUCUGUUUAUUUAAUUUGAAUCCCGCCACCCGACCAAAAUCAUUAAUCAAUUGUAAUACUCUUUUCGUACUGGGCUCUGGCUUCUGCAAGGUCAAAACCAGGUCAUCUGCAAAAGCUUUUAGUUUAUAUUGUUUCUGACCAACCUGAAUUCCUUCCACCAACCGAUCCCCUCUAAUCAUGUUCAGUAGCACUUCCAGAACCGAAAUAAAUAACAAAGGGGAAAUAGGGCAACCUUGUCGUGUCCCUUUUUCAAUUUUAAACUCUUCUGUAACGGGUGACGGGUGGUGGGCUCCCCAACUACCCCAAGGCUUGGGGUCACGGAGCUGCUUGUGCUGCAUGGCUGCCUUUUUAAAAUUUCCUGCUGCUGGAAAUCACAGGCUUCCUGUCCCUCUGGAGCUGUUCCUUCAUGGUCUGAGGCUGCAGCUCCUGAGGCCUCCUCCUCUCCCUUGGGGUAGGAAGAAACUGCCUUACUGACAAUCCAUUCCUCUUGCCCUCUGUGGCAAACAGGACCACCGUUUAUUGUAAGCAAAGAUGAUGUGGGAAAGAAUGUAAACUGUAUGAAAAGAUUAUGGGAAACUAUACAGAUGACUUUUUCGGUUAAUCUGAUUUCAUGUGUUUCUCAAUAUUGCAUUGAUUGAAUGGGGAGGGAACUGAACUAGGCUGUAUGUAAAUUGAGGGGACGGGACCCAUCACCAUUUAGGGAUAUGUCUGACCUCCAGAGUGACUCAGGCAGAGGGAGAAGAUGAUCAGACCCCUUCCCACUUGGACCAACCUCCCUCCCACAAGGAAGAACAACCAAGCCUUUGUCCUAUGGUGUUGCUAGGCCCAGGAGUGAAGGCUGAAGCCCCCUCCCUCCUGCUUUACAUUAAACUCUUGAAAGCAACCACUCACUUGCCAUGUACUAAUAGAUGGCAUACUUCUGAGGGUUUUAAACUCUCCCUCCCCAUUUUACUUUUAAAAACCAAGCGGGGGCGGGGCGGGGGCUUUGCAGCACAUUCAUAAUUCAGGCCAGCUGCCUUUGCACUUUAAAACUGGGCCUGGAGCUGGUUCUAGGUGUCAUUUGCAGGAAAGAGUAAGAUACAGUGGAACCUCAGGUUGCAGACAUAAUCCGUGACGGAGGCACGUCCGCACCCCGCAGCGUUUGCAUCCUGAAGCAUUGUGUCUGCACAGGCGCUGGCGCGAUUUGGCACUUCUGCGCAUGCGCAAAGCGUGAUUUAGCGCUUUACAUGCACGAAUAGCAAAACCCGGAAGUAACCCAUUCCGGUACUUCCAGGUUUCCCGCGGUCUGUAACCCGAAAACAUGUAACCUGAAGCAUCCGUAACAUGAGGUAUGACUGUAAAGGCCUCAUAUCACCUCGUGCGUUGGGGAAAGAAAGAUUUUAGUUUUCAACCCUUGAGAGAGCCAUGGACUGAUUUGAUGUGGGUGUAACGGGUUGCUGUCAGGUUAAGUUUCUCAGGUGAUCUGGAGGGUCUGCCAUCCCACAGAGGUUUUUGAAACUGCAAAAGAAUGAAUAAUCCUUCUAACUCCUUUGCGAAGAAAGCCACAGAAGUGCUCCUGGUUCUCUCCACUGGCUGUUUUCUUCACUAGCAAUACCAUCAGCAGUAGCUGGGCAGAGGUACUUCAGCCCCCGCCCCCUCUCCUGCCAAAGCAGCGCCUUUGCCAACCAGGGAAAGGGGACCUGGUUUCAGGCUUGCCCUGGUUUUCCGUGGUCCAGCUUCACCAGCUGCUUGGCAGUAGUAGGAGCAUCGUAAUAGUUCCUCUCUGCUCCUGGUUUGAAUUAUUUAGGAUAUUCUCUCCACAGCUUCAUUCAAGGUAACACAUGUAACACAAGCAUCAAGCUGUUUCUCUGGUAAGGGGCAGGGAAGCAAAGCCUUGAGUGAUUUUAAAAGCAGAGUUAAUGUGCACUCUUAGGCUUGCCUACUGAGCAGGAAGCCCAAGGGGACAUAACCCAGGUAAUUAUCGCAAGGACUGUAGCCUUAUGUUGAGGAGUUCCUUCUACCACUGUCUCUCUCAGCUUCAUUGUACUGGGGUGGGGAGGCAGUUACUGUGCUCCUGUGUGCCUGCCCUUGGGGCAACCUGGAUUGCUUGUAGUUUAUGACAGAUGUGAAGGAACAACCAUUACCUUCUAAGAAGCACUAUAAGUCCAGUACUGCCCCAGUUCACUGCCUCAGGCACCUACGAGGCUAAGCUGUUCCUUGUUCCAGGUCCGAUUUUGUGAAUCUUUGGCAGAAGUAAGGUUCCUUCAGUUUAAUUCUAUUAAAAGUUGUCAUCAUGGUAUCUUGUGCCCAGGGCGUUCCACAAGUUAGCUGGAAGACAAAUCCCAAAAGCUCAUUUUCUGAUUUGUCUGCAUUCUGAAUAUUGGAGGAGAAACAACUAUAUUUUGCAGGAUGAUGUUAAAACCUAUGCUUGCCUGUCUAUUUCUGAGGCCUCAGCCUACAUCAAAAGCGGAACUUCCCUCAGCACUCUUGCCACCACUUCUUCUGUUUUCUGGGGUGGGAAGGGGAUUCCUCCAGUUGAUUCCUCAGAGCAGGGGUGCCAACUUGAAUAAAAUAUUGGGCUGGCCAGGUAAGCCCCACCCCACACAAUCAAUCACAUGAUGCAGCGCCCGCACACCAUUUGAAUGGCAAUAGCGGGACUGGGUUAAAGGCGGAUCUACACGGAUCCUCCACUUUUUAAAAAAUAACUCCAACAAAUCCAGUGUCCUAUCACAUCUGGAAGGCACGCCUACAGACUGAACUAUAAAAAAGGUGGAUCCAACAUUGCCACGCUGCAGCACUACAAAAACAUGGAUCCGAGGCAUGGAUCCUCAUGAAUUCAUAUGAUUUUUAUAUUGAAAGAAAAUAAAACCACCAUGAUACACACUGUCAAAUUACACAUUGUGCCCAUGGAAGCCGUGGAUCCGAGUUUUUUGUGGUGCAUGCUGUGCCCAUGGCCAUGAUGUUUGAUCUGAUGGUGGCUUCGGACUGCUGUAGUGCAAAAAUCAUGAGGAUCCGUGUUUUUUAACCAUGUUUUUGCACCAUAGUGGCCCCACGAAACAGUGGGUGCGUGAUUUUUUUUUGUUCUGCCUUCAGACAUGGUCUACAGUAUCAUGGUGGUUUUAUUUAAUUUGAAUGAAAAAAUCAUAUGAAUUCUGGAUCCGCCUAUUACCCAGUCCCGGCACUAGCCAUCAACUUUGAGCGGAAAGAGCAAGAAAGAGCCAGGGAAAGGGUGGAAACUGCCGACUGAGGCGCCUCUUCUCCCCGACCCGCCGCAAGAGGCGCUCGCCUUCCGGGCGGCGGAGAUGGCGGAGGGAGCUCGGGGAGGCGGAGGCGGCGGCGGCGGCGGCGGCGGCUGGUUCCAGUUCGGCUUCUGCUUCGGGAAGGCGACGGAGGCCGGGCUGGAAGUGGCGCCGCUGCUGGUCGGGGGCGAGGCCGGGCCAGUGCGCUGCGUGAGGCCGAGCUGGAGCUUCUCCGGGAUCGUCCGCGCCGGCGGUGAGAGGCACCCGCCAGAGUCCCGGGGCCAUGCGGGGUUCAUGCUUCCCCACCCCUUUUUCUUAGGCUGAGCAGGAGCGGGGAACCGCGCGCUCCAAGGCAUAUAGAAGGGACAGACUAAGGGGUCCCGGCCGUGGGGGAGAUGCUGCUCUGCAUCCCCCAUCGUCACCUCAAACUCCUCCCCUGCUUGCUGGGGCUGCGGGAGAUGCAACCCCACGACGCCAGGCAGCUCGCAGGAGCCCCAUCCCGUCGAUAGAGGAGAGCGGGAAGUUUCUCCAUGAGCCUUGAUGGUGGCCCCAAGCCGCCUUUCUAGGUUGCUGCCUGAUCGUCCCUGGCGGGGGUGGGUGGGGUGAUUUCCUCCUUUUCUGUGGCCCCGAUAUUAUUUCUUUGCCUCCUGCUCCGCAUGGACUGAGAGCUCCAAUCCGCCCCAUCUUGCCUUCUGCCUCCCGCAGGGUCCCCCCCGGUGCUGUUGCAAGGCGCGGUAUGCGCGGCGCUGCCCGAGGACUGCCGGGACGUGCUGGCGUCGGAGACGCACGUGCUGGUGCUGCGGGAGGCGGCGGUGGAAAGCUGGCCGGUGGAGGGUUCGGCCCUGGUCCUGGAAGGAGAGCCGGCGUGGAGGUGCGAGAUCCUUCCUGAGGAAGCAGCGACCGUAGGUAGGUAGGUGCGCGGGCAGAAGCGAGGCCCUGAAAGAAGAGGAAGCUGUUGCUGCACCCCAUGAGGCUCAUCCUUUCUGCCCCUAACCCUCUUUCUCUUCUGCCCCAGAGCUGCCCCUGGUGCCUGGUGGGUACGUGGCCCCUCGGCCCCCUUUCUUCACCCCUCUGCCCUCCACCUUGCAGGCUCGCAAGCUGGCCCUGGGCUACGAACAUGCGGUGCUGCUGAACACAGAGGGGGCCCUCUUCUCGUGGGGAGGCGGCAGGUGAGUCUGGCGCAGGUGAGGACUAGCGUUUCCUUCCUGGCAGGGCUAUGGUUAAAACUAGCAACCGACCUCCUGCAGGAGGCAGUGAUGGCUGGCAGCUUUAGAGGAGGGUUGGGCAGCUUCAUGGAGGAGAAGGCUCACAAUGACUACUAGCCAUUGGCAAGCUCUGCCUCCAUAGUUACUGGAAGCCAGUAGAGGAAGGGGAGAGGUGCUCUUAGGCUCAGAUCCUGCUUGUGGGUUUCCACAGGCAUCUGGUUGGCCAAUGUGAGAACAGGAUGUUGGACUAGAAUGGUCAUUGGCCAGAUCUGGCAGGUCUCUUCUUAGGUUCUUACCUGGUGCCAGGUGGGCUUCUGCAUGGGGGGGGGAGGGGAAGCAUGGUGGUUCCUCCUCUUCCUCCUGUCUUUUCUUCCCAGGCAUGGGCAGUUGGGCCAUGGGGAGCUGGAGAGCAGGACAGAACCCCAGCUGGUGGAAGCCUUGUACGGGGUGCCCCUGGUGGAUGUGGCAGCUGGAGGAUGGCAUUCAGCUGGCAUUAGUGGUAAGGGGGCAGGAGGGCAUGGUCUGUAGUGGCCCAUCUUAAGCAGUGACUAGCUAGGGAUUCCAGCACCCCAAAAUAGACUUGCUGUUGCUUUUUUGUGUUGGUAAUAACAAUAGCAACAAAAAUAUCAACAGAAUUGUUGUUGCCAACCUUUUGAGGCUUGUUGAUGUGGUGUCAGGGGUUAACUGGGCUCCUGCUCCUUGAACAGAGGCAGGGAUCCUGUGGCUGUCUACAUAUUUUUGUUGGACCUCCUCCCUCAAUGGCCAGGGCUGACCACCAAUCAGCCACUGCCACUGCCUAAAUAGUUCAUGGGGGUUUGAGAGAUGCAUAUCCUACAGAAGUGAAGUUCCCUUUUCUUCACAGCUGUUAAAGAUACUUCUAACAGUUACCUCCUUUGCCCUUAUUUACUUUUUCUGUCUUAAUCUUUCUUAAAGUUAUAAACCCAAAAAUAUAAAGAUGGGGGUGAGGCUUCUGAUACAACCUUUCCCAUUCCCAUCGCUUUCAAAUAAUAAACUCCCCUCUGCAUGGGAAGCCAAAUCCCUCAUAGGGCCAGAAUCAGCUUUCGCUAGAGAAUACAUUUUGCCAGCCCUAUGAGGCCUCUUCCUUGGGAAAAAGGCCACGUUGGUCCUGGACUGAGCUCCUAGCUGCUCUCUUUCUCGCUCUUUGCCAGAAGCAGGUGAUUUGUAUGUCUGGGGCUGGAACGAGACGGGACAACUUGCCCUACCUUCCAAAUCUGUGGCUGAGAGUAGAGCCACCACGGCAGAGGUGAAGAGAGGUGAGGCCACUUCUGGGACAGAGCUAGAUGCUAUUUUGGAAAACUUUGCCCAGGGCAAACAUACACUAUACCCCGUGGCUGUUGUUGGGGUAUGAGUUGACUUUGGCAGUUUUAUUUACCCUAUACUGGGUUGUUUCUAGGGGACAUGGAGUUGAGAUUGACAGAGCAGGAGGCAGCACAAGGACCCUGCAAGGCUGCAUUCAUUUCGAUCCAAGCCUUCCCUGCUUUGCUGGAUAUGCCAGAUGGGGCAGAUGUCUGUAAGAUCAGCUGUGGUUCACGACACACCGCUGCUGUGACAUGUAAGAGGAUGCUGGGUUUGUCUUUCAGUGAGGGGAGCACAGGGACAGCAGGAUGAAGGCUUCACUGCCCAGUACCUGAAAGAUAUCCUGGGGCUGUUGCUGUCCACCUGAGCCUCAUUUGUGGAAGGGGCAACAUCCAAGAGUGAAGGACAAAUGUGCAUAAAAUGUGUCUGACAUCUAACACAAUUUAUGUGUAAGGAUGUCCAGCAGCCCUCCCAAAACUGCUUACUGUCAAAAUUGCUGCACAUGGAGUUCCUAAACAGCACAAGCUCUUUGGUUUUUGCAUGGUUGGGAAAUCACAACAUAGCGUAAAAGGGUCCUGAAGGUUUUUCCUUUUCCAUUGUUUCUUGGAUCUGCCCCAUUCCCCCAAAGAGGUGCUCAACUGUUAUCCUUCAACAACCUCAGUUAAACACAGGUCAUCCUUGUAUUUCAGGUACAGGAGAGCUCUACACCUGGGGCUGGGGUAAGUAAGCUAGGGGGUGGAUUAUAGCUGCCCUUGGGGUUAGUACUCCAUCUUCUCCUUUUCCUGCUCCAAGGGCAAACUGGUGCCAAUAGCUCUUCUUGGUUGCAGGUAAAUAUGGCCAACUGGGGCAUGGGCAGACAGCCAGCUCUGACGAGGCAAAGAGGGUGUCCUGCUUUGUGGACUGGGGUCUACGUGUAGUAGACGUGGUAUGUGGACCAUGGACUACCUAUGUACAUGCUGUGGCCCGAUAACAGCUGAGAUGGAGGGCAAGAAUCCAGAAACCUUUGGGAAGACAGCAUGAACAGGACCUGCUCCUACUGCUGCUCCAGUUCAGUGCUCUACUGUCUGAGUUGAGGCUUAAUCCGACUUUAUCCAAGUCCCAGAUCAGGUGUAGUGGCUUCAUCUAAUCCUCCCUCCACCUGCCUUCCAGUAACAGCUACUUCAAUGGACAACACAAGGGCAUCUUUAGAUAAAAGAGGGAGCUGUUUUAGCAACUCCAAGAACACCACAGAGACAGAGUUAUACAGAGCAUAUUUUAUGUAGCGCUAAAUUGCCAUGAUGGACAAAACAGAUGUUGGAACAGUCAUUUUGUGAAUAAAGCUGUUGCUGCCACUGUCAUCCUUAUUAGCCUGCAUCACAGUCAUGGUUCUUCGGGCAAGAAGCCAGAUGCCAGGCAGCAGGACAUUGCAGUAGAAGUGGAGUAGAGUUAGACUGCUCUCCUCAGCUAAGAGCCCUCAUCAGAACAAUACAAUUGAUUAGUCAUUAUACAGAACAGCCGAUAAACAAGAUGUGAACAUACUGCCAUACAAAUAAAUAAAGGACACUGUAGUGAAAACAAGGUGCAAAUCUAGCCACGAUGAUGGGGAGGGUGGGGGUGGUUGGCAGAAGCCUCUCCUCCUCCUUCCCCAUCCCCAAGAGGAAGCCAGGACUAGCCCAGCUCAAAGGCAGCAGCAAGAAGUCAGCCCCGUCCUAUUUGUCAUAACUAAAGGUGAGCUGUGCUUCUCUCCAGUGGAACAAGACCUCUGGAGCAAGCAUGGGGACACGUCCUAAAAAGCCCCAGGACCUGAUCACUUUUUCCUACUGCAAGCAAGUUUAGGGGCUGCCUGCUUUCCCUCCCCACUUCUGUUGCAACUACUCCCUCCCCCAAAAGCAGCUGCAUAAGCACCACGGAGGACAGUAAAUAUUCUCCCCACAUAAACAGGAUGGACGGAGUGCUGCCACUGUGGGCUCUCUUGCACCCUUUGCCUAGCAGAGGGCAGGAGCGAAUGUUCCAGAGGCUUGCAAGAGUAUAGGUUGGGGUGGGCCAGGAUCCCUCUUCCCUUGCUGCUGGAACCCUAGACUAGACAGCAAGUUGUGCACUAGAGUAGGCUUACUUAUAAGAAACCCUUUGCAACAUUUACAUUUUAUUCUUUUUAAUAUAC